AAUACAAGUCGACGUUCAACAGUGACAGGCCAAAAUGGGGACCGCGGAGAAGAUGGAGGUGGAGAACAAGAAAGGAGAGGGCUACAAGCCAUAUUACACACACAAAACGGAAAACCUUCAGGUUAUUAUAUCGGAGAAAAUGCAAGACCUUAGACGACUACAGGCUCAGCGCAAUGAAUUAAAUGCUAAAGUUCGCCUGCUUCGUGAGGAAUUGCAGUUGUUACAGGAACAGGGCUCCUAUGUUGGAGAGGUAGUUAAGCCGAUGGACAAGAAAAAAGUAUUGGUGAAGGUUCAUCCUGAGGGCAAGUUUGUUGUUGAUCUGGAUAAGAACAUAGACAUCAACCAGGUCACGGCCAAUGCUAGAGUGGCACUCCGUAAUGAUUCUUAUACUCUGCAUAAAAUUCUACCCAAUAAGGUUGAUCCAUUGGUGAGUCUCAUGAUGGUAGAGAAGGUACCCGAUUCAACCUAUGAAAUGGUUGGUGGCCUUGACAAGCAAAUCAAGGAGAUCAAAGAAGUUAUAGAACUACCCGUCAAACAUCCAGAGCUUUUUGAUGCCCUUGGAAUUGCACAACCUAAGGGUGUGUUACUAUAUGGACCUCCAGGGACAGGUAAAACUCUGCUUGCCCGAGCAGUAGCCCACCACACAGACUGUACAUUCAUCCGUGUCUCGGGCUCAGAGCUGGUUCAGAAGUUUAUUGGUGAAGGUUCAAGAAUGGUUAGGGAAUUGUUUGUGAUGGCUCGUGAGCAUGCCCCCUCCAUUAUCUUUAUGGAUGAAAUUGACUCUAUUGGAUCUUCACGCAUCGAGUCUGGCAGUGGUGGUGAUUCUGAAGUACAGCGAACAAUGUUGGAAUUGCUAAACCAGUUAGAUGGCUUUGAGGCUACAAAGAACAUCAAGGUGAUUAUGGCCACAAAUCGCAUUGAUAUAUUGGAUCCUGCCCUCUUACGCCCUGGACGCAUUGACCGAAAGAUUGAAUUCCCUGCUCCAAAUGAAGAAGCCAGGCUAGACAUUCUCAAGAUUCAUUCUCGUAAGAUGAACCUCACGAGAGGAAUAAACUUGCGUAAGAUUGCAGAGAUGAUGCCUGGAGCAUCAGGAGCCGAGGUGAAGGGUGUGUGUACAGAGGCCGGAAUGUAUGCUUUGCGAGAGCGUCGUGUUCAUGUUACUCAAGAAGACUUUGAGAUGGCUGUUGCCAAAGUGAUGCAGAAAGAUAGUGAAAAGAAUAUGUCUAUCAAAAAGCUGUGGAAGUAGGAGGAAUUUUUCCACUCGUUGAUAUAUAAACCAUUUGAAUUUAAUUGUACUAUACCAUGAACUCCAGGAUGCUAGGGAAAGUGCAUCCGAGUUAUUUAUUAUUGUAUAUUUUAUCACAGCUAUGUAGUUACUUUUGUGCUUUAUAUUUUAAUUUGUUUUUCUUUUCGUGUGUAACUUUGAAUUUAACUGUUACUUUAUAUGGCUGCGACUGAUUUAAUUAGGUCUUUAGAAAAUAAAGUUUUGAUAAAC
Molecule: messenger RNA, 1495 nt
Organism: Procambarus clarkii (red swamp crayfish)
Lineage: Eukaryota; Metazoa; Arthropoda; Malacostraca; Decapoda; Cambaridae
Source: RefSeq, a predicted model, not a curated record